Pestalotiopsis fici W106-1 is the source of this 3555-nucleotide messenger RNA. RefSeq lists its product as uncharacterized. The record is from RefSeq and is a predicted model, not a curated record. Gene Ontology annotation, cellular component: nucleus; cytosol. NCBI's taxonomy places the organism in Eukaryota, Fungi, Ascomycota, Sordariomycetes, Amphisphaeriales, Sporocadaceae. The transcript has 4 exons. Gene Ontology annotation, molecular function: protein phosphatase regulator activity; protein phosphatase binding. The coding region runs from base 1 to 3555 and encodes 1184 amino acids.
AUGUUCUGGAGAUUCGGCGGUUACGCCAACAUCUCGACCAUUGACACAAUCCUCGAGAAGCCAGACUUCUCUCUAGAGGAUCUCCUAGACGAGAGCGAUUUGAUACAAGAGCUUAAGCAGCACAAUACGAAGCUCAUCGAGUACCUGCGCGAGGAUAAGGUUCUGCAAAAGCUUCUCGAAUAUGUCGUCGCACCCAAGCUCGAACCUGUCGAGAACCCUGAUGAGGACAAGGAGGGAGACGAAGAUAAGAAGAAGGGCAAAUUAGUUCUGCCCUUUGGCCGCCCGCGUGCCUCAUCCGGCGCCACCACCGACGGUGAGCACGAUGAAGACGAGGGCGAGAAGAAGCGCAACCGCUAUGCCUACGUUGCCGCCGAGGUGCUGUCUUCAGAUAACUGGAGCAUCUAUGAGGCACUCAUGGAAAGCACUUCGUUGCUUCGCGACUUUUGGAAUUUUCUGAAACUGCCUGCCCCUCUCGAUCCUCUGCAAGCAAGCUACUUUACAAAGGUCAACGAGUCCUUGUUUGAUAAGAAGACUGAGGAGAUGCUCGACCUUCUCAAGUCGCUUGAUAGGGCUAUUCCAGAUAUGCUGCGCCAUGUUGAUUGUCCCAUGAUCAUGGAUCUACUGCUCAAAAUCAUCAGUCUCGAGAGAACCGAUUCGGGCCAGGGUAUAGUCGAGUGGUUGUAUACUAAAGAUGUGAUGCCCACGUUGCUAUCCUUCCUCGGACCUGAACACAGUUGGGCAACCCAGACUUCGGCUGGCGACUUCAUGAAGGCUAUCAUUACCGUAUCGGCCAACGCCUCACAGAAUGAGCAAGCCUGCAUCGGACCUAACGAGCUCACCCGUCAGCUCGUCUCGAAACCCUGUGUCGAGCAGCUGAUCGGUUAUAUGCUCGGCGGUGGCAACCCCUUGACAGUGGGCGUUGGCAUCAUUAUCGAGGUUAUACGAAAAAACAACUCUGACUACGAUCCGGAUGUCGGCCCCGAUAACAACGCGGCUCCCUCUUCUCGGGACCCCAUCUACCUAGGAACGCUCCUCCGCCGCUUCGCCGAUCGAGUCCCUGAUUUCAUGAAUCUUAUCAUGAAUACCAAUGCACAGAAACAGCGUAUUGCCUCAACCUUUGACGAUGACAUCGAACCCUUGGGUUUUGAUCGCUUUAAAACCUGUGAGUUGAUGGCCGAGUUGCUGCACUGCAGCAACAUGGCUCUGCUUAACGAAGUUGGUUCGGAGCAGGUCAUCGCUCUGCGCGACCAGGAAAGGCGGAGACUGCGAGCUGAGGGCAAGCUCGUGCCUAUCCGCACCGAAGAGGCACAGUCCUCCGCCGAGGAUCUGACCAUGCGUGGUCGUCACUCCUCGCCAGAUGACAGCCGACGUCUAGAGAUCACCAAUGCCUCUGACGACGACGGCUUUGAGGAGGUCACACCCUCCGGCGAUAUGACAGAGGACACAUCCCACGAAUUUGUCAAGGCCGAGGACGAAAUGCCAUCAGGACCCAUCUCUUCAUUCUUGGACAAGGAUGAUGAUGAUGAUUUUGUCGAUGAACCACUCAGCUCACCGAGACUGCACGUCCAGGACGCUAAGGUCAAUGACUUGCCAGAUAUUGAGAAUCCCGACAUGGUUGUUGCGCCACUGUCCCCUAAGAAGGUUGCUGCCGAACCUGCCGCUGCUCAGGUCGGCCAGACCGAGAGUAAUGAAACGACAUCUUCGGAAGACUCUGCCACAGCAGCAUUGGAUAUCGCGCCAGUUGGACAAGAGGGUGUGGAAGCUACAAGCAUCAGUGCCCCUUCAUCAGAGAACACCGCAGAGGUGGCCGCAGCAGAAAGCCAAUUGGCCGGUGAUAAGCUGCAGGCAGAGCUAGAGUCGACCAUUUCUGAUCUGACAGCGAGCAACAAGGUUGAAAUUCCAACCAAAGGGCUCGAAGGCGACUCUGAAUCUACCCACACAGUCACUGGCGCAAAACCAGGAGCUAUUGAGUUGGAAGCGACACCUGCCACCGACUCCGGCGACGGCUCCAUUGUGGUGGGACACGAUGCUGAGCAACCUACUCAGCAGCGCCCUAUCAAUGAAUCGACUGAGCCAGUUGUGGGUGACUAUCUCAAGAUGCAAUUUGUCGAACAUAAGGUUGUCCCGACGAUAUUGUCGUUUUUCUUCAAGUACCCAUGGAACAAUUUCCUUCACAAUGUAGUCUAUGAUAUUGUGCAACAAGUCUUCAACGGCCCUAUUGAUCGCGGGUUCAACCCGACUCUAGCGAUUUCUCUAUUCGAGGCCGCCGAUAUUACGAAUGCCAUUAUAGAUGGACAAAACCGCAGCGAGGAGUCUCAAGCCAAGAACAAGACCCGCAUGGGCUACAUGGGUCAUCUUACCCUUAUUGCCGAGGAGGUAGUCAAGUUCACGGAGCGCAACCCUCCGGAGCUCUUGUCCGAGCUGGUGCUCGACCGAGUCAUGAGUCAAGAUUGGAUCAAUUAUGUCGAAGGCGCAUUAGCAGAGACGCGCGAGAGAGAUAAUGCCAUUCUCGGCGGUGUCAGGCCCGAGGUUGCCAUGAGUAAUCGUGCGGCAAUGGCCGGAAACAAUCUUGGUAUGGCCCUUGGACAGAUCGGCCUUGGUAGUACCCAGGGUUCGAAUGCUCUUUCUGAAGCAGGUCUUAAUGGCGGAGCAGACGACAAUGGAAGUGCGAGUAGCUACGGCGGCGCCUUCGCGAUUGGCGGUGGCAUUGCUGGAUCAGGCUCGGACUUUGAUCGCAACUCUAGCGACGAGGACGAAGAUUCGGAAGAGAACGAAGAGGACGCAGUUCAUGAGUUCCGCUCCUAUACGGGCUCUUUGAACGAUCAAUCGUCCCUGGAUCCACCCUCAAUCCCGCCUCCCCCGCCGCCCCCGCCGCCGUUGAAUGUUCCGCCGUCUCGCGCCCGUUUGCAAUUGGCGGCCCGCCUAGCUAUGCACCAGAAGAAUAGUGCGGGUGCUUCUGCUCAGUCUGCUCAUAUCGAGGGUGGCGACGAUGAGGACGAAGAUGGUGAUUUGCAACUCACAAGAGAGCCUGACAGCAUUCUACGGAAUCCAUUUGAGGACGAUGCCGAAGAUGUUGACGACGAUAGCGAUGAUGGUCUAGGUGGAGACGAGAACUCGGCCUGGAACUCUCAUGGACGCGGUAGCUGGUGGCGAAGUGCGCUCUCGCGGAACCGGCAAGAAAAGUUUGGCGAUGGGCGUGACGAUUCUGACUCGGACAAUGACGACCAAGGCGACGAAGAAGACGAGGAAUUCGGCGAUUUUGCCAUGCCUGAAGAAGAAGCCCACAAUGAGAAGAGCAAUGUCAUUGUGAAACCCCUGCCGGUUCAUCCUCCCAAUCAGAACCAGAAAAGUUCAGCUUUCACAAGUCUAUGGCCGUUCAGUAGUCAAGGUUUCGGAUCCAAGGACAAAGAAAAGGAGAAAUCAAAAGAGGGGGACUCUGAGAAACCGGAGCACGAGGAGAUCAGCAGUGAUGAUGGGGGAAAGAUUAAAAGCACCCAUGAGGCCAAGGCACGGUCGAGUAUCGAGGACCCUGACGAUGAGGAGGUUGUCGUCUAG